Molecule: messenger RNA, 1605 nt
Organism: Lachancea nothofagi CBS 11611
Lineage: Eukaryota; Fungi; Ascomycota; Saccharomycetes; Saccharomycetales; Saccharomycetaceae
Source: the annotation of a GenBank genome assembly
AUGAGCAGCGAGUCCUCGUCGUCGCUGGACAGAAUCGCGAUCGAAGCCGUGGACAAGACGGUUGUGUGUGAGCCUGUGAAAGAACUAGAGGCGACCGAAAACUACAAGGUCAUCAGCUCGAGAGACGCGGAUGUAACGCUGCGGUUUCUCGAGGAGCACGACGCUCACGUUGAGCCCAUUUCGCCAGAGCGCGAACGCAAACUUUCGCGGAAAGUGGUCUGGAUCAUCGUCCCACUGACGAUGUUUAUCAACAUGGUGCUGUACGCAGACAAAGCUGCGAUGUCGUUCGCAGCCAUAUUCACGUUUUUCGAGGAUACUGGGCUUACGCAGAACAAGUACAAUAACGCCAACACGCUGUUUUACGUUGGAUUUGUGCUGGGCCAGAGUAACCUGUACUUUCUGCAAAAGUUCCCAGUGGGCAAAGUCGUAACCGUUAUGACAGCUCUGUGGUGCAUCAUUAUGUUUCUACAUUGCGCAGCGUACAAUCCCAGUGGCGUUUAUGCGCUACGGUUUUUUUUGGGAUUCGUCGAAGCCAUUGGUGUGCCGGUUCUAAACAUUACUAUGGGUCAAUUUUUGACCGCAGAGGAAAAAGCGGCUACUGCGCCGGUUUUCUACGCUAGUUGUAUGGGCGUCGCAAUUCCAAUUGGUUUCAUCGCCUACGGCGUUUUGCACAUCGCUAGCACUUCCAUAGCCAACUGGAAGAUCUUUUCCAUCAUUAUCGGCUGUAUAACAUUCAUUACCUCGGCCUUGGUAAUACUGCUGUAUCCAAAUAACCCAACAGAUGCCAAGUUUCUAACCACGGAGGAAAAGGUUUGGGUCAUUAGAAGAGUUCAACAAACGACUGGCUCGUCAAUUGAACAAAAACAAUUCAAGAAGCACCAAGUUAAAGAAACCCUCCUGGAUCCAAUUACCUGGCUCUUUGGGGGAUUUUUUCUGCUGCAGCAGCUUGCUAACAAUCUCGCCUAUCAACAAAACCUUUUGUUUGAAAGUCUGGGCGGAAUCACCAAUUUGGACGCAACACUGGUUUCAGUGGCAGCGGGUGGUUACAACGUUAUUUGUGCACUGUUGGCGACCUGGUGGUUGAUGUGGAAGAAAGACACAACUGCCUAUUCCGUAGUGUUUUGGUCAAUACCUUCACUGGUCGGAUGUAUUGGUAGUGUCGCCAUGUCGUGGGAUAACUCCAUCGGAAUAUUGGCUAUGAUUUGUCUCGCAACACCAUUUGGUGUUCCUUGGAUUAUGAUGUUCAGCUGGAACGUUACUAGUUGCUCUGGAUAUACCAAAAAGUUGACUAGAAGCGCGGUAGUCAUGUUUUUCUAUGGUAUUGCCAAUAUCAUUUCUCCUCAGCUAUGGCAACAGAGCACUGCUCCUCGCUACAAGCCUGCGUGGAUAGUUCAAAUUGUGUGUUCGUUCUUUACUGCGCCGCUCUUAGCCCUGGUUAUACGCCAUAUUUUGAGCAAGAGAAACAAAGAGAGGUUAGCAGUGAUUGCUGCGCAAGAAGACACAGAAGUUGGGGUUGUAGAACGCGAUGGUGAAAAAGUCAAGGUCAACUUGGCCAUGAUGGAUCUCACGGAUCUAGAGAAUGAGAGGUUUGUCUACCCAUUGUAG